This is a messenger RNA of Hermetia illucens (black soldier fly), 1335 nucleotides long. Its product is annotated as clavesin-1. Gene Ontology annotation, molecular function: phosphatidylinositol bisphosphate binding. The coding region runs from base 150 to 1139 and encodes 329 amino acids. The transcript is spliced from 4 exons. Gene Ontology annotation, cellular component: membrane. The record is from RefSeq and is a predicted model, not a curated record. NCBI's taxonomy places the organism in Eukaryota, Metazoa, Arthropoda, Insecta, Diptera, Stratiomyidae.
AAUUUUAAAUAAAAUCUUUAUUUUAUAUAGUGGACACGAUCAGUUCGGUUUUAUCCAUCCCGAAAUAAACAAGUGAAUUUUUAGUUCAGUUACAAACCUCACCACUCCCGUUCGGUUUUUAAAUAUAUUUUAGGGAAAAUAACGCAAAAAUGUUGGAAACAGAAACAAUUCGUCCCUUCAACCUGUCAACCACCCCCGAAGACUAUGAUCCCUACGUUUGUAAACUUAGCUCAGAAAUGAAAAAGGUCGCAAAAGAAGAACUCCAUGAAGAUGAUAAUAUUCGUAAACAGGCUCUUGCCCAAUUACGUGAAUGGAUCUCAAAACAUCCGCACAUUAAAAAAUGUCGGACGGACGCAGUGUUCCUACUACGUUUUCUACGUACCAAAAAAUUCUCUGUUCCUGCAGCAUGUGAAAUGCUCGAAAGAUAUCUAACGAUUCGUCAAUUGUAUCCGGACUGGUUCAGGAGGUUGGACAUUGAGGAUCCUGCUUUGGAGGAAAUUUUCGAUAAUGGUUACUUGGUACCCCUACCUCAACGUGAUGAACAGGGGAGACAAGUUAUCAUCUCGGUUGCUGGAAAGUUUGAUCCUUACAAGUUUACCUCGGCGCAAAUGGCGCGGAUGCAUUCACUGGUCUGUGAAGCGUUGUUGGAUGAUGAGGAGUCACAGGUGGCUGGGUAUGUUUACGUGAAUGAUGAGUCGGGAAUGAAUAUGGGAUUUGUUAGUUUGUGGUCUAUUACGGAUUUAAGGAAUAUUGUUAAGUGUAUACAGAAUUCAACACCAAUGCGUCAUAAGGAAACGCAUUUCAUUAACAUCCCACAAUACGCUAACAAAGUAAUCGAAUUCGGAAUUUCCUGUUUAAGUGAUAAACUCAAGAAGAGAAUCAUUCUCCACAAAAGCGUCGAAGAACUCAAAUCCAAAUUUGACCCCGCUAUUCUCCCACUUGAAUACGGGGGUACUAUUCCAUUGAGUGAAAUGAUCGCCGAAUUCAAACAGAAGCUCAAGCAGAGACGUGCAGCCAUCCUGGCUCUGGACGACAUGCAAAUUGAGGUAACCAAAGAAUCUGCAAACUUCGGUGGAAACAGUGAUGCUGAUAUGGAUGUAGGAAUCGUUGGAAGUUUUCGUAAAUUGGAAGUCGACUAAGCGGGCAUGGGGCUUCCUUGUUUAAGUUUAGAAAUUAUAAUUAGGACAAUUUUGAAGUUUUAUUUUUGAUUCUCAAUUUUUGUUUUUUGUUUUAGUUUAGACCUUUUUGAAAUUGUUUCGUUGCAACAGGGAUAUUGUUUCGCUUGUAAGUUCAAUCAAAUUUGGGAUAAAUGAUUUUGUUUGAAGACGAGGAAAA